AUGGGCAACGGUAUGAACAAGGUCCUUCCCGGCCUCUACGUUGGGAAUGUUCGAGAUUCCCAAGAUCAGGUUCAGCUGCGAGCGAACAACAUCACUCAUAUCGUUGCGAUCCACGAUACGGCCAGGGAGCCUGCACAGGCGUAUCUCUGCCUCCAAGCAGCCGAUUCCCCCUCACAGAACCUUUGUCAAUUCUUUCCGCAGUCUAAUGACUUCAUUCACACCGCCCGUACAAAUGGAGGCAACGUACUCGUGCACUGUCUCGCGGGUGCUUCGCGAAGCGUCACCAUCGCUGUCGCUUACAUUAUGACAGUGACGAGUUUGAACUCCAAAGAAGCACUGAAAGCUGUGCGCGGUGCUCGGGACGUCGCAAGUCCCAACGAUGGAUUCCAGAAGCAAUUGGUGGAGUUCGAAUCUCGAAAACUCAACGAGGAGAGACGACGUCUCCGAGGCAAAUAUCCUCGAUCUCAAUUCUGGGACGAUGAAAAAGAGUGCCGGAAGCUGCUUUCCACCUAUCAGGCCCGCGAACUCUUGAUCCAAGCUGAGGGGCAGAGACAAGCUUCCAUCUGCCGAUCGGGUCACCACGCCGUCCAAGGUCUGUCGUGCGAGUACCGGAGAACGUUCGAUUUACCACACUUAAUUUCGGGCGCCCUCAAGCGGAAACUCAAAUUAGCGUUUGUUUUUAUCCUUUUGGAGCAGGACUUCGGAGUUCCGAACCGGGUGAUCCCCGAAAUCAUCUGCUUGUAUCUCCAAUUCGAGACAUCCAAAACCCCCACACACAAAAUGCCGCUAACCGGUCCUCUGGAAGCUUAUCUGACCUAG
Molecule: messenger RNA, 819 nt
Organism: Galendromus occidentalis (western predatory mite)
Lineage: Eukaryota; Metazoa; Arthropoda; Arachnida; Mesostigmata; Phytoseiidae
Product: dual specificity protein phosphatase 22-B-like
Exons: 8
Coding region: 1-819 (272 amino acids)
Biological process (GO): protein dephosphorylation; signal transduction
Cellular component (GO): cytosol
Molecular function (GO): protein tyrosine phosphatase activity
Source: RefSeq, a predicted model, not a curated record